Molecule: messenger RNA, 736 nt
Organism: Aspergillus nomiae NRRL 13137
Lineage: Eukaryota; Fungi; Ascomycota; Eurotiomycetes; Eurotiales; Aspergillaceae
Product: DUF846 domain-containing protein
Exons: 3
Coding region: 17-601 (194 amino acids)
Biological process (GO): vesicle-mediated transport; protein secretion
Cellular component (GO): Golgi membrane
Source: RefSeq, a predicted model, not a curated record
UUUCCCCUCCGUCGAUAUGGAGCAACAACCCCUCAAUCCUGAACCCCAGCAGGGUGAUCUUAACUGGCGCCUGAGUGCGCAUCCGAUUACGUUGCUUUGUUUCCUGGGCUUCCGCUUCAGUGCCCUGCUGAUGUACCUAUUCGGGGUGCUGUUUAUUAAGAAUUUUAUCUUGGUCUUCAUCAUCACCUUGCUUCUCCUCGCAGCAGACUUCUAUUACCUCAAGAACAUUGCCGGACGUCGCUUAGUGGGUCUCCGCUGGUGGAACGAAGUGAACACCGCGAGUGGUGACUCGCAUUGGGUGUUCGAAUCCUCGGACCCGACAACUCGUACGGUCGCAGCUACAGAUAAGAGGUUCUUUUGGCUUAGCUUGUAUGUGACGCCUGCGCUUUGGGUUGGGCUGGCGAUUUUGGCCAUCAUUAGACUGAGCAGUGUUAUUUGGUUGAGCUUGGUUGCUAUUGCCCUCGUCUUGACAAUCACCAAUACCCUUGCUUUCUCCCGGUGCGAUCGCUUCAGCCAAGCGUCCACCUUCGCCAACCGGGCACUGUCUGGAGGAAUUGUGAACAACAUCGCGGGGGGUCUGCUGGGCAGACUCUUCAAGUAAACAAGCAAGUCUUGAACGUUGUGCAUUGUAUGGUUGUCGUUCCUCCCUUGAUACAUCUGGAUGUAUUUUACAAAUCACGUGCGCUUUAUGUAUGCUCAGGCCUCUCAAUAUGAAAUGAAUGCAACAACAUGUUUG